Messenger RNA from Glycine soja, 797 nucleotides. RefSeq names its product mitochondrial import inner membrane translocase subunit TIM10-like. The record is from RefSeq and is a predicted model, not a curated record. Lineage: Eukaryota; Viridiplantae; Streptophyta; Magnoliopsida; Fabales; Fabaceae. The coding region runs from base 207 to 455 and encodes 82 amino acids. Gene Ontology annotation, cellular component: mitochondrial inner membrane. Gene Ontology annotation, biological process: protein insertion into mitochondrial inner membrane. The transcript has 6 exons.
UAAAGUUUCGGGUAGUUAACACCUGGGCUCCUUCCUUAGUUUAUGAAAUUUGUUUUCUGAAACCUAGCCAGGCAGCCUCCCUUCCUCCCUCGAUAUCGGGUGCCGCUAUUUGCUUCUCGUCUGAACCAUCCAACCAUUCAACGGCCCUGUGUUUGUUAAUUGAGAUUUGAGAUUCAACGCUCUAACAUUGGGACUUUCAGGGUACAAUGGCUUCCUCGCCUUCUGCCCUUGAUAAAGAACAGAUAUUUGGAAUGGCUGAAAAGGAGAUGGAGUAUCGAGUUGAAUUAUUCAACAAGAUGACCCAGACCUGUUUUAAAAAGUGUGUUGACAAUAGGUACAAGGAGUCCGAGCUAAAUAUGGGUGAAAAUAGUUGCAUUGAUCGCUGUGUUUCAAAAUACUGGCAUGUGACUAAUCUAAUUGGCCAGCUGCUUGGUUCUGGAAGGCCUCCUAUGUAAUCCAAUACUGUUAUGUCUCCUUUCGCGGUUAGCAACAUGUUAGCUACAUCUACGAUAUUAAUAGUUGCUUCCCCAAGGAAGCGUAAAUUUAAUACUUUGGAACGUCUUUAUUUUUGUCCAUGACUAUUUUGAGUGCAACCUGUUUUUGUUAAGAAAGGAAUUGAUGAUGAGCUUUUGAGGUAGCCAAAGGUGAACAAUACAAGUAGUUUUAGUUAAUUAAGUUUAUUCUUCUUUUUCAGAGGAGUUCAUGUUGUAAUCAGAGGAGUUUAUCUUAUAGUGACAAAUCUAUGUCUUACUCCAUUUUAAGGAACAAAAGGAACAAAACAUGACUUUUUGGCUCUA